UAUAUUACGGUGAACAUUUUUUGAGGUUUCUCCGUCUCAAAGGGAACAGAGAAACACUCAAUAUAUUUCAGUCCCUAAUUUCUUUGUUUCCCUUUGAUUCCUCCUCUCUUUGGAUGGCCGGCCAAACAGUCAUUGUUUCCGGUUUGAAUCCGGCGGCCAUUCUUCAAUCCACAAUCGGCGGAGCUCCGGCGGAGAACGGCCACGCCAGAAAAGUUGUUCCUCUCUCAAGAGAUGCACUCCAGGAUUUCAUGGUUUCGAUCAUAACCCAGAAAUUACAGGACGAAAAGCAACCCUUUUAUGUUCUAGAUUUGGGAGAAGUUGUCUCCCUUAUGGAUCAAUGGAACACUGCUUUACCAAAUAUCCGUCCAUUUUAUGCUGUAAAGUGUAACCCUGAACCAUCAUUUCUCUCUAUGUUGUCUGCUAUGGGUUCCAAUUUUGAUUGUGCUAGCCGUGCUGAAAUUGAGUAUGUUUUGUCUCUUGGUAUCUCGCCGGACCGGAUUGUUUUUGCUAACCCUUGUAAGCCGGAAUCCGAUAUAAUUUUCGCUGAAAAAGUUGGGGUUAAUCUCACGACUUACGAUUCCGAGGAAGAAGUUUACAAGAUCCGUAAGCAUCACCCGAAAUGCGAGGUUUUGCUUCGAAUCAAACCGAUGAACGACGGCAACGCGAGAUGCCCAAUGGGACCAAAAUACGGCGCACUACCGGAAGAAAUCGAGCCUCUUCUCCGUACAGCUCAAGCAGCUAGGCUCACCGUCUCCGGCGUUUCCUUCCAUAUCGGCAGCGGAGACGCCGAUUCCAACGCUUAUGUAGGAGCCAUAGCUGCUGCUAAACAAGUUUUCGAAACAGCGAAUCAACUUGGUAUGUCGAAAAUGACGGUGUUAGACAUCGGCGGCGGAUUUACCUCGGGCCAUCAAUUCACCAUCGCCGCUCCCGCCGUUAAAUCAGCCCUGGAACAACACUUCCUGAACUUCCCGGAGCUAACAAUCAUUGCCGAACCGGGUCGGUUUUUCGCGGAGACGGCGUUCACUUUAGCGACAACCGUCAUCGGAAAAAGAGUAAGAGGUGAAUUAAAAGAAUACUGGAUCAACGACGGGUUGUACGGAUCGAUGAACUGUGUACUUUACGACCAUGCGGCGGUGACGGCGACGCCAUUAGCGUGCAUGUCGAAUCGGAAUAACCUCAACUGCGGCGGGUCGAAAACGUUUCCGUCGACUGUAUUCGGGCCCACUUGUGACGCGCUUGAUACUGUAUUGAGGGAUUACCAGUUACCGGAGCUACAGGUUAAUGACUGGCUGGUUUUUCCUAAUAUGGGUGCUUAUACAAAAGCUGCUGGAUCGAAUUUCAAUGGAUUCAAUACAUCCGCCAUUGUUACUCACCUUGCUUAUGCUUACCCAAGCUAAUGAUUUAUAAAUUACAAUCAAUUAGACUUUAAUUAGCAGCGUGGUAAGGUUUUUUUUUUUUUUGGUUUUCUAAUUUUUGUUGUUGUUUGGUAAUUUAUUUUCCAAUCAGUUUGUAGUUUCUCUUGUCUCAUAAGAAAAGCAAGGAUUUGCCAAUUGGAUUUGCUCGUAUUUAUGUCAAA
Molecule: messenger RNA, 1576 nt
Organism: Solanum dulcamara
Lineage: Eukaryota; Viridiplantae; Streptophyta; Magnoliopsida; Solanales; Solanaceae
Product: ornithine decarboxylase
Exons: 1
Coding region: 114-1397 (427 amino acids)
Cellular component (GO): cytoplasm
Molecular function (GO): ornithine decarboxylase activity
Source: RefSeq, a predicted model, not a curated record